Messenger RNA from Schistocerca americana (American grasshopper), 2790 nucleotides. RefSeq names its product nascent polypeptide-associated complex subunit alpha, muscle-specific form-like. The coding region runs from base 1 to 2790 and encodes 929 amino acids. The transcript has 5 exons. The record is from RefSeq and is a predicted model, not a curated record. NCBI's taxonomy places the organism in Eukaryota, Metazoa, Arthropoda, Insecta, Orthoptera, Acrididae.
AUGGAGAAGCGGCGUCGCGCGGGUCCGUCGCGGCAGCUGUCGUUGCAGGGCUGCGCCGCGGGCCGCCGCCCUCAGUUGCUGCGGCGCCAGCGGUCCGAGGAGGCGGCGGGGGUGGCGGCGGCCCUCAGCGUGAAGGCGAACGCCAUCCCGCCCCCGCACCAGCCGCACGCGCCGCCCGCCGUGCGCGUGGCCUGGGCGCACGCGCCGCUGCCGCAGCUGCAGCUGCACGACUCGCUGCUCUUCUCGCGGCAGCAGCUGGCCGAGCGUCUGCGGCGCGCGUGGCGCGAGCGGGAAGUGCGCCGCCCCAACCUGGACAUCUUCCUGGCGCACCAGCCGCCGCAGGCCCGCAGCCCCAUGCUGGUCGCACGCAGCGCCAGCUUCGUCGCCAGGCAGCCGCGCGCCGACAGCCCCGCCACGGCGCGCAACGAAAGCCCGUCCCCGUCGCCGCAGGCGCGCAUCCUCGCCGGCGAAGGCGCCGCGAAGACCGGCUGCAUCCCGCAGUUCUCGCCGGCCGUUGCCGCCGAGAAGGGCGGCGGCUUGUUCAGGGCGCAGCGCAAGGGCAACCUCACGCCCGAGUGCCCGUCUCCGCUGGGCGGCAGCAGCCCGCUGGUGCAGGCUCGCAACUCGCGGAAUGCCAGACUGAGCGAGCUGCAGCUGGCUCUCGUCGACAGAGAGGUCGCCGUCGGCCGCAGGACGCCCGAGUGCCAGUCGCCGCUGGGUGGCAGCAGCCCCUGCCUGCAGUUCAAGAGGCUGCCGGCCAAGGUGGGGGAUCUGCAGCUGCCCUCUUCGGGAAGAAACAGUCCGCGCACGCCUGACAACCAGAGCCCUUUCAGCUGCAGCCCACUGGUCCCGAGGACCCCCCGGAGCGUCCACAAGAUCGCGUCCGACCUGGAGUCGUGCUCCUCCGGCAGGAGUAGUCCCCAGACCGUACCGCGGAAGCCCGCGCGGCCGGCGGACUUGCCACUGGUCGCGGACGCGAGGAGUUCUCCGCUCUUCUCGCCGAUCGCUGGCAGCGUAUUCGGCGACGCCUUCGAUUUCCUCUCGUCUUCGACCUGUAGCAGUCCGGUGACUCCCAGGAACUGCCCACUCCCUGAGAGACCGGCAGAUCCCAGUGUAGCUGCCGAGUCUCCGGAAGAUCACCCACUCACGGACAGGUACAGCCCGGCCAACGAACUGCCGACACGUCCGGCCUCCGUAAAUCUGUCUGUGGACCUGACCAGCUUCGACGUGCGAGACCCGUCCGACUUUUCCAAUCGCUCGUCUGUCGACAGCGACACAGACACAAAGGCGACUGUCGAGUGUGGCACACAACUAUCAGCACAGGCUUCACAGGAGCUGCCGGCAGACUCGCCGGCUGGUGGGUCUGGAGAUGACGUGUAUGGGGCAGGUGCAACACAGAAGCUCGAUGUCGGGGCGACUGCUACUGUAACACAGGACCAGAAUUCUGCAAAGGACGAGAAAGACGACGCUGCAGUUCACAGUGUGGCGAUCUCAGCAAGCGAGCAGAUUCCCUGCUUAACGGCUGUCGUUCCUGACAAGUUCCUCGCCGAAGUCAGUGCACGGCUCACCAGCGUCGCUGAGAAACAGGUGCUGGACGCACGCCAGAAGGAGAUCGCAGCGCGCAGCCUGGGCCUGUGUGGUCGCCCGACCACUGCAGCGGCUCGUCGCGCCAGCUUCCGCAGCACCGGCCACCAGGCGCGCGUCCUCGACGCCGACGCCGCUGGAGACGCCGACGCGCCGCCCUGCACGCCGCCCAAGACGCCGCAGGCUCCGCCUCAGCAGCAGCCGCAGCCCCAGCUGCAGCCGCCACCGCCUAAGCCCAAGCCGCAGCUGCAGACACAGGGGCAGCCCAAGCCGCAGGCACAGGCCUCUCAAAAGCCACUGCCGGUGCCGACGCCGCCCCCACAGCAGCGGCCGCCGCCCAAGCAGGCCCUGGCGCGCUCGCUGUCCGCCCCCUCCAACAGAGCGCAGCUGCAGCCUCGGCCCCCGCCUGCCCAGCCGCCAGCGCCAACCCACACGGCUCAACCGCCCCCACCGCCACAGCCGAGGGGCAUACUUGUCAGGAGGCCUCCCCACCACGGCAGCAGCGUCGAUGUCAGCUCCAAGACGGCGGAAGAGAUGGCCCAGGGCACGGCUCGCGUCCGCUUCGAGCGCAGCGUCAAGUCCGCCCCCGCGCGCCGCCGCCUCCGCACGGCCAAGCUGCGGCUGGCGCGCCCCCGCGGAGACGAAGACUCCUCCGACGAGGUGGCCGACGGCGACGGCGACGCCGAAAAGCGCUCGCAGCUCGCCCCGCCGUCUGCGGCGGAACCGGCGGCGCGGGAGGCGGCCGCGGACGCCAAGAAGGCGGGGGGCGGGCGCCGCGGCGGUGCCAGGGGCAGCGUCGACGUCGUCACCAUGGUGUCGCUGCUCAGCCCCGAGCACAGCGACGCCGACGACAGCGACGGGCCCGCCGCCGCGGCUGCCUUCCUGGCCGCCACGCCCCGCGGCUGGCUGGAGCACGCCGCCGCCGCCGCCGCCGUCGCCACCGCCGCCGCUGCCACGCCCGCGGCUGCCGACGCCGCCCCCGCACAGUCCGCGUCCCAGGCAGACGUCGGAGCGUCGUCUACCGCCUCUUCGGCUGGCGCGUCCCUGCAGCCGACGCGCGUCGUCUGCCUUCGAAAGUCUCCCAAAGCGGUUACUGUAGACGUAAUUCUUGGGACGGCAACUUUCCAGCUAGGUGUGUACUUGGAGAGGCUGCUGAGCUCACAUUUUGUGAAGAGCAUUCACUGCAUCCUUCAUCAGUGGAAUUAA